AUGGCCCGCAGCGAGGAGGUGGCCCCCAGCGAAGCCGUGGUCCCGGAGGAGGGCCUGGUUCCAGACGGGGACGUGGUCCUGGACGAGGACGUGGUCCCAUACGGAGAAGCGUCCGAAAGCGAGGACAUAGCGACGACUGGGAUCCUGGUGACCAUCACUCACAGCAAUGAGAAGUAUGACAUUAACGUUAGCCCACAGCAGGGCACUGGCGAACCAGUUGUCCAAGACUUGGUCCAGCUUGUUGAAGAAGCCAUAGGAGUUCCAGUGUCUUCUCAGAAACUCAUAUUUAAGGGAAAAUCUCUAAAGGAUAUGGAACAGCCCUUGUCAGCACUUGGAAUACAAAAUGGAUGUCGGGUCAUGCUAAUCGGGAAAAAGGAAAGAUCAGAGGAAGAGGUUGAAAUAAAGAAGUUGAGAAUUUUGGAAAAAGCUGUGGAGAAGACAGCCAACCAACUGGAAGAGUUGAGUACAGAUUUUGCUGGAAUCCAGCAGGGUUUUUUGGCCAAUGAAAUGCAAGUUGAAGCUCUCUUUGAAGCUCUCUGCAAACUUGAUAGAAGAGUGAAAGCAACAAUUGAACAGUUUAUGAAAAUUUUAGAGGAAAUCGACACACUGAUUCUGCCAAAGAAUUUCAAAGACAGUAGAUUAAAAAGGAAGAGCUUGAUGACAAAGAUUCAGAUGCUCUUAGCGGAAUGUGACAUAGUGGAGCAGAACAUCGGUCAGGAGACAGAACGGCUGCAGUCUACUUGGCCCUGGCAGAUUGAGGCGAGGCAGACAUGGACUUCACUGCUCUGA
Messenger RNA from Elephantulus edwardii (Cape elephant shrew), 789 nucleotides. RefSeq names its product BAG family molecular chaperone regulator 1-like. Gene Ontology annotation, cellular component: nucleus; cytoplasm; cytosol. Bases 1 to 789 code for a protein of 262 amino acids. The transcript has 2 exons. Gene Ontology annotation, biological process: protein stabilization. NCBI's taxonomy places the organism in Eukaryota, Metazoa, Chordata, Mammalia, Macroscelidea, Macroscelididae. Gene Ontology annotation, molecular function: protein-folding chaperone binding; adenyl-nucleotide exchange factor activity. The record is from RefSeq and is a predicted model, not a curated record.